Messenger RNA from Mesorhabditis belari, 432 nucleotides. NCBI's taxonomy places the organism in Eukaryota, Metazoa, Nematoda, Chromadorea, Rhabditida, Rhabditidae. The record is from the annotation of a GenBank genome assembly.
AUGUUUCUCCCGAUUCUCUUGAUAAUUCUCUCGUGUUUCCUCGAGAAUUCCCUCCAGCAAUGUCUCUUCUCAGCAAUGCAAUGUAAUCCACCCCCAACAGCGCCUCCUUUCAUGCCACCACCAUUGCCCGAGCCAAGUCCACCGUGCGCAGCUGAGGGUUGUAAUGGAGUUGAGCCAGCACCCGUUUUUGCAUCAUAUCCAUGUUGUUGUGGUGCACCGGAGUCUUGUGGAAUGGGCAAGAGUGGGUGUGGAGGUGGGUGUGGUUCGGGUGGAUGCGGUGGUGGUGGUGGUGGUAGUGGUGGUGGUGGCAGAUCAGUUGGAGCUGCUGGAGGUUGUGGUGAUUCAAGAGAACGCCAUCGACAAGCGCUUCUUAAAAAGCUCAAAUUAAAGAGAAAAUUGCGAAAAUUGGCAAAGAAAUGGAGGAUUUUUGAA